This is a messenger RNA of Colletotrichum graminicola M1.001, 2685 nucleotides long. RefSeq lists its product as uncharacterized. Lineage: Eukaryota; Fungi; Ascomycota; Sordariomycetes; Glomerellales; Glomerellaceae. Gene Ontology annotation, cellular component: nuclear pore; nuclear pore outer ring. Bases 1 to 2685 code for a protein of 894 amino acids. The record is from RefSeq and is a predicted model, not a curated record. The transcript is spliced from 4 exons. Gene Ontology annotation, molecular function: structural constituent of nuclear pore. Gene Ontology annotation, biological process: protein import into nucleus; regulation of DNA-templated transcription; mRNA export from nucleus.
AUGUACGGACCGCUUGGGCCCGAAACCGAGGUGUUCGCCAAUGCGCUCGAUGAUUGUCUCGCACCUCAGGGCACAGUUGAAGAGAAGCAUGCAAGAAUUCUAGAUCUGGUGGAUGCGUACUAUGAAUACGCGGACCAUACCCUAACAGCCUUGCGCAGACAAGUUCGGCAGGGCUCGGCUGGCGACACCGAGAUGGACUUGGACGAAGACGAAGAUGCCGACCCUGCCGCAAGCAUAGAAGAAAUCCGCGGAUGGGAGCAAGAGAGACAGACAUGGGAUCUCAUCCGUCGCCUCAUCCCGCUGAGAUAUUCUGCACGAAAGGCGACUGGCAAGCAGGCUUCGAUCGUUACAAAGGACGGAGAGGGCGAUGACAUCUGGCGCGCGUUUCUUGCAAACGAUCGGCUGGCUGUAGAGAGAAAAACCAUUCUCGAAUGGCUGCAACACAACGCAAGAACUGGGCCCGAUCUUGACGACUUGGUACGAGAGCUACAGCAGAACGCUGACAGAGGAGACAUUAUUGCGCAUGGCUGGAUACAUACAAGGUCUGCCAUCAAGCUACAGAAGAGUGUUAUCGGAUCCACACGCCCUCUUGACGUUCAAUUUCCCGAAGUGUCUCGUUCCCUUGUCAAUUCGGACAAGGCGCCACUUGUUGCCGAAUUAGAUCCAGACUCUGUGACCAGGCAGUGCCGAAAGCUGGAGCCACAGGACGAAUACUUCGAGCGGGCAAUUUGGGUUGGUUGCUUCCAGCUUCUUCGGAGGGGUAGCAGCUUGGAGGAUAUGAGAGAAUGGUGCCUCGAAAGGACAGAAGUUUGGCGGGCCGUUUCCAUGUCCGCAUUACCCCUCGCUACAAAGCAUGGCGAGGAAAAUUCCAUGGAAGACCCAUCAGCACUUGCGCUCUGGAGACGCAUCUGCUUUGCAGCGGCACGCCAUGGCGGCACCGACGACAUCGAGAGGGCUGUCUACGGUGUGUUGUCAGGGGACAUUCCUAGUGUUCAAAAAGUGUGCAAGACUUGGGACGACUUUAUGUUCAUGCACUACAACGCUCUGCUUCGUACGCAAUUCGACACAUUUGUUCUCGGCCAAUGCCCCCCUGAGGUAUCGACAUCUCUUCGUUCAUCAUUCGCCGCUUUCGACGCUGUACAAUUUCAUGGCGACCCUAGCACGCUGGAACAACGCCUGGUCCAUAGCCUCGAAACAAACCCUCAAACCGGCCAUGAAGCACUGGAACCCGUCAAGACACUCCAAGCCGCUAUAAUUACGAAAGAGCUGGAAAAACACUUCUACGAACAGGGUGUAGCCAUCACACUCAAGGCCAACUCGAAGGAAUCUUCCGCACUCAUGCCCGAUAAUUCUUGCCACGACGUCAGCGUGGUCCCGGAGAAGUUUGCUGAUUUCGAGAACCCUGGCCGUCUACGACUUGCCGUUCAUGCCCUCAUCAUCUUUGGCACACUCGAUAAGCUCGUCGACUCACCGCCAAACUCGUCAACGAUGAGCUGGAGGCCCGACCGCCGCGAAAUACAAGAAAACACGAUCACGCUUUACAUUAGCUUGUUACGUCUUUCCGGCCUGGAAGAAUUGAUACCCCUUUACUGCUCUAGGAUUCGCGAUCAGAGAGCCCUCCAGGUGCUUAGUACGAACCUACUACCCAUCACUGACAAUGAGGCCCGCCUAGUCCAGCUCAGUCUCAUCCGCAAGGCAGGACUGGAUGUGCUGGAGUUUGUGAAGUACCAACCAGCAUCCCUGUUUCGAUGCAUAGACGUCGAUACCGCAAAGAUACAGACUUUCCAGAUCUUGGACAACGGGCCACCAUCUCUCAAAUACGGCCGUUCGAUUAGGACGGACUUUUUCGGAGAAGAUCCAGAUACUAUCGAUUCUAUCGACGAGCGUUUGAUUCGCUCGGUGGAAUGGCUCCUGCUUGUUGACGAGGCCUGGCCUCAUGUGUUUUGUGUUGGCGUGGAUAUCUACAAGUAUUUUCUUAGGACCAUGCGCUUGAACGCUGCCAGAAGUUUUGCCAACCGGGUACCUUUCAGCACUAUUAUGCGGCAAAGGGUGGAACUCCCCGAGCAGGACGACAACGAUCCUUGGUGGCCCGAGGAUGCAGAAUUCUGGGCUGGCCAGAUCGAAGCCGCUGGUGCGAAGAGCCUUUCGCCAAGCCAAAUUGCUUCGGAGGCACGAGCCUUCCGUGAGCUUGAGUGUCUGGUCAAGGCCUUGGAUACGAUGGAGACGAUUGCUUCACUGGCAGAGCUUUCAAAGGAGGACCCGUCUGUCAAGAGAGAUUUCUGGGCCAAGGUCGGAAAUGAGGUCAAAUCCGCGAAAGAGCAUGUGCGGCCACUGCUCAAAAACUGGCUGCGGAGUCAGGAAGACACCGAACUGGAGUCGCUACGGGACAUGUAUCUUCCCGAGACGCUUCUUGCUUUCAUCAGCUCCCUUCAUUUCGCCGGCACCACCCUGACAAGGGACAACUUCCUGGAAUGCAUGGAACUGGCAGCCACUAUCGCCGAGAAGGGAUCCGACGUUGCCGAGUGCUUCAUGAAGGCUAACCGGAUGAAAGAACUGGUGGAAAGCUUUGCUGCCUGUAGCAAGGCUUUGGCGAUUGCGUCGAGUGAGAAGAAGACAGCUGGUUCGAGCAGCAAGAAACUACGCGAAAUGGGAUGGACUCGGGAUAUCUGGUCUGUGAAGCAUUAG